Messenger RNA from Penicillium argentinense, 2325 nucleotides. RefSeq lists its product as uncharacterized. Bases 1 to 2325 code for a protein of 774 amino acids. Lineage: Eukaryota; Fungi; Ascomycota; Eurotiomycetes; Eurotiales; Aspergillaceae. The transcript is spliced from 2 exons. The record is from RefSeq and is a predicted model, not a curated record.
AUGUCUCGCCGUACGCCGCUGCGCGACUACGACGACGAAGAGGACUUUGAGUAUGAGCAUGAGCGGUACGCACGCCCACGUCGACGAGAGCGCGAAUUCGAAGAUGACAUGGAGUAUCGUCGCCGACGAUCUAUGCCCCCGGUCGAAGAAAUGGAGCACCUGCGAAUCCGAGAGCGCCCACCUCGCGAUUUUGUUCGAGAAGGCUUCACCCCACCGAGGGAACGCGGCCCGGUGGCUAUGAGAAGAUCGGCCGAUGAUGACUUUCGACCAGUGGAGCGUGAUGAACCAUACCCACCUUCGCGUAGACGCCACAGUUACCGGCCACGCGAGAUGGACGAUGAAAGAUACAUAGUCGAUGAGAGGGAGAGGCGGCGUGAGCGCCGCCCCCGUGAAUUUGAUGAAGAGCAGGUCAUACUGGAAGAAAGAGAGCGACGCCGCAUGCGUCGGCCCCGAGACAGAGAGGAGGAUCUUAUCGCCGAGGACAAAGGAAGGCGUCGUCGGCGUCGACCUUCAGAGGUAGGCGAUGAUGGAUUCAUUGUCGAGGAAAGAGAGCAACAUCGCGAGCGUCUGCCGCGUGUUGCCGAUGAAGAAGAACUGGUUAUCGAUGAAAGGGAGCGGCGUCGUGGUCCUCGUCCACGGGAGGUCGACGAAGAACUCAUAAUUGACGACAGGGAAAGACGCAGGGGUCCGCGCUACGAUGAGUUCGAUGAGCGUGAAACAAUAAUUGACGAAAAGGAAAAAAGACGUAUGCGCCGCCCUCGCACUCUUGAUGAGGAAGACCUAGUCAUCGAGGCGAAAGAAAAGCGCCGGAGUCGCUGUUCGCGAGGGGUUGAUGAAGAAGAGCUCAUCGUGGACGACAGAGAAAGGCGCCGUGGUCCUCGGCCUCGUGGCGUCGAAGAUGAAGAAUUUAUUAUAGCUGAAAGAGAAAGACGUGAAGGAAGGCGUCACCGGCCAGAUCGAGAUAUUGAAGAAGACCUGCUUGCGGAACGCAGAGAGCGGGAGACACCUCGAGGCUACGAGAGCGAGGACGAGUAUCGAUCGCGCGAGAAAAGAUUUGAACAUGACAGAGACGAGGAACGAUUGUCAACUCCAGAAUCACGCAGGAGACCUCGUCUGCGAGACCCGCAGUUAGUAGAAGAGAUUAUCAUUGACGACAGAAAACGUGAACGACCUUCACGCAGCGGGAGGCAUCGCCGAGAUCCCGGAUUCAACAAAGAGAUUAUCAUGCGGUGGAAGGACCGGCCAUCACCGCGCGAGCUGGACGAAGAGGAGCGUUUCCGCGAAACAGCGCGGCACAGACGCAGUCCACCAGAGCACGUACUGGCGCCAGAAGCACCAGAACCACCGGGGACCUUCCCCACCGGACCAGAAGAUGUCAUAUCCGAAGAAGACAUCAUGGUAGAGGCGAGCAAGAGGCGGUCACGAUCACGGCCUCGUCGAACACCAGAAAUCGUAGAGGAAGCCGACGAGAUCGAGGUUACCAAGAAUAAAAUAGUAUCUCCGCCUCGAGAGGUUUCUCCGGAGCCCUUACGUGCACCUCCUAUUCACGAGGAUGUGAUAACUCAUCAUCGACAUAUUAACCACGGUAGGCAAAGAGUCACUGUGCACGUCACGUUCGAGGCUGAAGCUGAACAAACGUCAGGCCAUGAAAAUCCUCGAUCAGUACGCGCACCAAGUCCGGAGAUCCCAUCGACAAGAACAAGCUUUGAUGAAGUCGAUGUCCACCAUCAAAGCGUUAAGGGCAGCCGGAGUUCCGAGGAUGAUCUGGUUUCCAAGCACCGCGAGGAAGAUGAGUCUGUUUCUCCAACUAGUGGGCCCUCUGUGGAGUUUUCAAAUCCAUGGGAUCACAAAGACACCUCUUCAAGACAAGGCUCACGUUCAGUUAUCGAUGAUACACGCGCCUCCAUGGCGUCAGAAAGUUUUCACACCCGUGGGCGACGGACUAUGCCCCGCGGAGUUGAAGUGGAUGACCUCGAGGAGGAAGUGGUCGAGGUUCACGAGAAGCGUAACACUCCCCGCUCAACUGCUGGCCUUUCCAAGAACAUCACAGACGAAAUUUCUCUAGCCGACACCCCAUCAAAGGCCGACUCGGCGGAGAUGAGCGGAGCAUUGAGUGUUAUUGAGGUGGCUCCAAAAUAUGCCGUGGAGGAGGAACUUGAACGAGACAUAAAGAUCGGUCAGCAGGUGGAGAAACAACAUCGCGAUGAGCGAUGGACAGAAAUAACUAAGGAACUGGUUGUCCGAGAAGCCAUUGAGCGGCUCGGAUACGAGUUCGAAGAGACAAGGAUGUAUUAUUACGUUUUCUCCUUCCUUGAACAGGUAUAA